Messenger RNA from Drosophila biarmipes, 2574 nucleotides. RefSeq names its product protein Malvolio (gene Mvl). Bases 2 to 1792 code for a protein of 596 amino acids. Gene Ontology annotation, biological process: manganese ion homeostasis; response to manganese ion; metal ion transport. Gene Ontology annotation, cellular component: apical plasma membrane. The record is from RefSeq and is a predicted model, not a curated record. Lineage: Eukaryota; Metazoa; Arthropoda; Insecta; Diptera; Drosophilidae. The transcript is spliced from 11 exons. Gene Ontology annotation, molecular function: iron ion transmembrane transporter activity; manganese ion transmembrane transporter activity; cadmium ion transmembrane transporter activity.
CAUGUCUUCGAAUGAGGCCUACCACGAGCCGGGCGCCGGUGGCGAUGGACCGGGCGAGUCCGCCGGUGGCUCCGCCGGAGGCAGUCAGCGGAACAGCCAUCUGCACCACCAGCAGAUACUCAACGAGACGACCUAUCUGAAACCCGCCGCCAAGCAGGCCUACUUCAGCGAUGAGAAGGUCCUCAUACCCGACGAUGAUCGCACAAAUGUUGGUUUCAGCUUUCGCAAGCUGUGGGCCUUCACGGGACCCGGUUUUCUGAUGUCCAUUGCGUAUCUGGAUCCCGGCAACAUCGAAUCCGAUAUGCAGUCUGGUGCGGCGGCCAAGUACAAGAUCUUGUGGGUCUUGCUGUGGGCCACCGUCCUGGGUCUACUUAUGCAACGCUUGGCUGCAAGACUGGGUGUUGUGACAGGCCUCCAUCUGGCCGAGAUGUGCUACAGGCAGUACAAGCGCCUGCCACGUUGGAUCCUCUGGAUAAUGAUUGAGAUAGCCAUUAUUGGUUCAGACAUGCAGGAGGUUAUCGGCACGGCCAUCGCCAUAUACCUGCUGUCCAAUAAAGUUGUGCCUUUGUGGGGCGGCGUGUUGAUAACCAUUGUCGACACGUUCACGUUCCUCUUUCUGGACAAAUACGGUCUACGCAAGCUGGAGUUCCUAUUCGGCACACUCAUCACCAUAAUGGCUAUCUCCUUCGGAUAUGAGUACAUCGUGUCAGCCCCCAAUCAAGGCGAAGUUCUCGAGGGGAUGUUUGUGCCCUGGUGCUCCGACUGCAAUUCCAACGUUUUGCUGCAGGCGGUUGGCGUAGUGGGUGCUGUCAUAAUGCCCCACAAUCUCUACCUGCACUCGGCCUUGGUUAAGUCCCGCGAUAUAGAUCGUCGCCAGCCAAAGAAAGUAAGCGAGGCGAAUUUCUACUUCUUUAUAGAGGCAUCGGUAGCUCUGUUUGUGUCCUUCAUUAUUAAUCUGUUUGUGGUGGCUGUGUUUGCGCAUGGCAUGUACGGCAAAACGAACCAUGAUGUGCUUGAAGUGUGCAAAGACAAGUCCAUGUACGAAGAUGCCAAAAUGUCAUUUGUGGACAAUGUGAAUGGAACUGCCAUCAUCGAUGCGGAUUUGUACAAGGGUGGACUCUUCCUGGGCUGCACCUUCGGCGCCGUGGCCAUGUACAUUUGGGGCGUGGGCAUUCUGGCCGCUGGUCAGAGCUCUACCAUGACGGGCACCUAUGCGGGUCAGUUCUCCAUGGAGGGAUUCCUGAACCUGCAGUGGCCGCGUUGGUGCCGCGUGCUGGUCACGCGCUGCAUUGCCAUCAUUCCCACCUUCUGCCUGGCCAUGUUCAGCAAGAUGGAGGAUCUGACCAGCAUGAACGACAUCCUGAAUGCCGUGAUGUCGCUCCAGCUGCCAUUCGCUGCCAUACCAACCAUUGCAUUCACCUCGUGCGCCGCCAUCAUGGGCGAGUUCGUCAAUGGAUUGGGCAACAAAAUCGUGUCCAUACUGCUCACCAUUGUUGUGAUUGGUGUAAAUCUGUACUUUGUGGUGGUCCAGGUGGAGAGCAUGGAAAUUAAAGGCGGCCUGCUGGCCCUAGUCUGCAUAUUUGCCAUUCUUUAUUUACUGUUUAACCUAUACCUUGUGAUACACAUGGCUGCCUGCAUGGGCAAUCAGCGUCUGAUGAACAGUCGGUGGGUGCAGCGCUUCGUGUUGCCAAGCCAGAACAGCUUUUCGAUAAAGAACGCCAACUCGACGUAUGCCAGGAUUGCCACUAGUGGCGACCAGGAGGCGGAGGGCGUGGACGGAGAGGAUGCGUAGCCAUUACUGUGCUGCACUGAUUCCGAUGGCAGUGAGGAGGUUUGUUUCACCAACAGCAACAACAACGAGCUGGGCUGCCCCAGCAGCAACCUGAACGGCACUGGGGGUCAGCACGUGGUCCUCAGCUAGCGGCGGCGUUCGAAUUGGCUCCGUGAAUGCCGCCUCCGCCGUAACAAACCCCUCGGCAGCGGACACAAUGUGGCAGAGUUCUCCAGGGCCAGCUGGCGGAGAUGGGAUUGGCGUCCGUUGUCGCUUCGGGUAUUCUCUUUUGAGGGGUCCUCCCAGAGGACCUGGGAUCAGUGUAACACAAUAACUAAAUUCUAAUUUAAUGGAUACCAAAAAAGGGUAAUGAACACUACUUACUGAAAAGCGAUGAGAGACAAACAAAAAAUCCAUGAGAUCGUCUAAAUUAUCACUAACCGAAAGCACUUUUAAUUAAAGCAAGUAGUUAUAAAGUCUAUUAAUAAUAAGGCUGUGAAAUUAACUGAGCGUAGAUCGAACCACAUUUCUAAUCGUGUUUAAAUUUGUCUGUAAAAUUGUAUCAUUGUGUCGCUGUAUGGAACGCGCGUAGUAAUUAUUUAUCAAAUUUUUAAAAGAGAACUUUGUACUUUGUAUUUUUUGUACUGUUUAACCUAAAAACUCCCGCUUUAAAGCUGCACUUUUUAAUGUAAACUAAAGGUCCAGUGGAGUCCACCAUCUCCUAGCUAGCCGCAUACAUAUAUUUUAAAAUUGUUGUGUACAAAAAUCGCUAUAAAUAAAAAACUGUAUUAUACUAUGAAUAA